AACCUGUCAAGAAAAGAAAGACGAAGCGAGAGGUUGGUUGGGAAGAGGUGAAGGAGAGAGUAGUCAGCAGUAUAAAAAUCGCGAAUACAAGGGAGGUAUUCGCGGAGUGUGUAUAGCGGGAGUCUACAGGCCAAAAAAAAGGAAAAGAACAGAAAAAAGUAUUUUUUACGCGUAGAAAUUAAGAGCUAUUGCGGUUGUCGAAGUCGUUGUUACCUCUCACUCCCUCUCCCUCUCUCUCUCUCUCUCUUUCUCACUCGUCAAGACUCGCGAGGAUUUCAACAAAUCGUUUCGCUUUAAACUUUGGCUCGCGAACAAUUUUUUAUUUUAAGUUUCCUUUUUUUCUCGGAGUGUGCGUGCUCGGAGUAAAAGUUUCUUCGCGCCUGUGUGUCGAGUGUGCAUUUCUCGCAUUGUGUUUGUGCGCCUCGUCCGGAUUAACGGCGAAGAGGAGAAAGAGAGAGGGAGAGAGAGAGUAAAGAAAAGAAAGAAAGGAAGGAAAAAAACAGUGCGAUCGAGUUUCGUGAAGGCGAUCGAGACCUACUGUCCCGUUGGUCCGGGCUCUGACUCUCUCACUCUCUCCGCCUCGCGAGAAAAUCUCGUGUCCCGAAUUGUGUAAAUCGCCACUACGUGUACGACGCCGAGGCGCUUGUUAUGUCGCGGUAAACAUCGCGAGAGAUAUCGUAGCGCCAAGUAGUUAGAAGAACGAAACGCUGAUCGGACGGUCGAAAAGACACAAGAUGUCGGGUCACAGAGGAGGCGGAGGAUCCGGCAGUCAUCAAGGUGGCCCGCCUGGCCUUAAACAAAUUGAUCUUGACCAAAUUUGGGGCGAUCUGAAAGAGGGCAUCGAACAAGUCUACAACAGACAAUGCAUGUCCAGACCCAGAUACAUUGAAUUGUACACACACGUUUAUAAUUAUUGCACGAGCGUACAUCAGCAGAUAACAAGGACAUCGACAAAGAGCAAGAAGGGCGGUCAAGUAUCGGGCGGUGCUCAGCUCGUUGGUCUUGAGCUCUACAGACGCCUUCGCGAUUUUCUCAGGAAUUAUCUCAUAAGUUUACUCAAGCACGGAAAUGAUUUGAUGGACGAAGACGUGCUGCAGUUUUACACGAGACAAUGGGAGGAAUAUCAGUUCAGUAGUAAAGUGCUGAACGGUGUUUGUGCAUAUUUGAAUCGUCAUUGGGUACGCCGAGAGUGCGAGGAAGGGCACAAAGGCAUUUACGAAAUUUAUCAACUUGCGCUUGUCACGUGGCGUGACAAUUUGUUCAAACAUUUAAAUCGACAGGUCACCAAUGCCGUUUUGAAGUUAAUCGAGCGUGAGAGAAACGGUGAGACGAUAAACACUCGGCUCGUAAGUGGCGUUAUUAAUUGUUAUGUCGAGCUUGGUCUCAACGAGGAAGAUCCAACCGUGAAAGGCCCCAAUCUGACCGUCUACAAAGAAUCUUUUGAAAAUGUUUUUCUUGAAGACACCGAAAGAUUUUAUACCCGCGAGAGCUCUGAAUUUUUGCGACAAAAUCCCGUUACUGAGUACAUGAAAAAGACGGAGCAGAGGCUGCUGGAAGAGCAGAAGCGCGUUCAAGUUUAUCUUCAUCAAACAACCAAUGAGCGUCUUGCGAAAACGUGCGAGCGUGUACUUAUCGAGAAGCAUCUCGACACAUUUCAUUCGGAAUUUCAGAAUCUUCUCGAUUCUGACAAAAACACCGAUCUCGGAAGAAUGUACCUUUUGGUUGCGAGGAUAUUGAACGGUCUUGGUGAGCUGAGAAAUCUUCUCGAGAGUCAUAUAGCGAAUCAGGGACUUACGGCGAUCGACAAAUGCGGCGAUUCGGCUGCUAACGUAAGUCAAAACUUUUAUGAUCCAAAAGUCUACGUAAACACGAUUCUGGAAGUUCACAAAAAAUACAAUGCUCUGGUGCUCGUCGCUUUUAACAACGACAGCGGCUUUGUUGCUGCGCUUGACAAAGCUUGCGGACGAUUUAUAAACAGCAAUUCUGUCACAAGAGCCGCAAACAGUAGCAGCAAAUCUCCUGAACUGUUGGCCAAGUAUUGUGACUUAUUGCUCAAAAAGAGUAGCAAAAAUCCUGAGGAAGCUGAACUCGAGGACACCCUGAAUCAAGUCAUGGUCGUUUUUAAGUACAUCGAGGACAAGGACGUUUUCCAAAAGUUCUACAGCAAAAUGUUGGCGAAACGUUUGGUUCAGCACAUGUCAGCGAGUGACGACGCGGAAGCUUCGAUGAUCUCGAAAUUGAAACAAGCCUGCGGUUUCGAAUACACGUCCAAACUUCAACGCAUGUUCCAAGAUAUUGGCGUCUCGAAAGAUCUAAACGAGCAAUUCCGAAGACAUCUAACAAAUUCUGCGGAACCUCUGGACAUAGAUUUCACGAUACAAGUGCUUUCUUCAGGCUCAUGGCCGUUUCAACAGUCCUUCACAUUUUCUUUGCCAACAGAGUUGGAAAGAUCCGUACACAGGUUCACAACUUUCUACAGUUCACAGCACAGCGGUAGAAAAUUGAAUUGGUUGUAUAACAUGUCAAAGGGCGAAUUACUGACGAAUUGUUUCAAAAAUCGUUACACGCUCCAAGCUUCGACUUUUCAAAUGGCUGUUUUGCUGCAAUAUAACGUGGCGACGUUGUGGACGAUACAACAAUUGCACGAAUCGACUCAGAUUAAAAUGGACUUUUUGCUUCAGGUUAUUCAAAUUCUUUUGAAAGCUAAACUAUUGACUGCGGCGAUCGACGACGAGGCUGAGCUUACGUCGCUUUCUACGGUCGAGCUUUUCACCGGUUACAAGAACAAAAAAUUGAGAGUUAAUAUAAACGUACCAGUUAAAACGGAGCUGAAAAUCGAACAAGAAACAACUCACAAGCACAUAGAAGAGGAUCGUAAGCUUUUGAUACAAGCUGCUAUUGUGAGGAUCAUGAAAAUGCGUAAGGUCCUUAAGCAUCAGCAGCUCGUUGCCGAAGUCUUGAAUCAAUUGAGUUCUAGAUUUAAGCCACGGGUCCACGUUAUUAAGAAAUGUAUAGAUAUUUUAAUUGAAAAGGAGUAUCUGGAACGCACCGAGGGACAGAAGGACACUUACAGUUAUCUGGCGUGAUCUGCCGAUCCGAGAAAUCAGCAAGUAAUGAAAAACGAAGAUCGAUUAAUCGGCAGCGAAAUUCCGCUAGUGCAACGUGAUAAACAAAUCCCGGAAUUGCUUAAAAUUUGCUGCUGCGGUAUGCGAGAUCGUUGCAAUUCCAAUUGCCGGAUAAAUGGCGAGAGAUCAAGAUAAAGCUUAGAAAUAAAUGGAGAAUGAGUGAGAUCGAGUGACUCGCGAGGACGAGAGAGAGGGAGAGAGAAAAAUUACAGCACGAGCAACGAGCAAGUAAAACGUAAUGAAUUGAUAAACGAAACGAAAGGAAAAUGUUGCUGAACACGUCACAAUAUAUUUAUUUAUGUCCCGAACAAUUACUGUAUUUUGUGCGUGAAAUAUCGCCCAUUUCGCGUCUCUUAUAUCGAUCAAUUUAGUACGUGAAAAGUAUGGCAAAAGAAAACAAACAAAAAGAAACAUCAACAACACAAAAUUGAAAAAAAAAAGACAGUUUUUUUAUAAUAUGUUAAUAAAAACAAAACAAACAAACGAAAAAAGAAAAAAAAAAUACAAAAACAAUUGACACGAUUUGUGAAUCGAUUUGAACGUCUUUGCAAAAUUUCUAGGUGAUUAUUCAACGAGGAAUGUUAAGAAAUUUCGUGUUUUUUUCUUUCCUUCUUUUUCAUCUCUCAACACGUUUUUAUUCAGGAAACGUCGAUUUUUCCAUUUCUUUUAUUCGCUUUAUUUUGUUGCCCAUUUUAUUAUAUUCACUGAUAUCGCGAAUCGGUAGGAAAAUACGAACAACGCCAAUCUCGAAAUACGUUUACUUUUUUCUUCAUUGAUAUACGUGAAGGGGAGGAACGAAAGAUACAGAGUUAUCGAUAAAUUAUUGAUUAAUCAUUGCGGACUCGAUUAUUGUUUCUUUGUCCAAACGAAUAUUGUUCCGGUUCGAAGAAUUACCGUUUCUUUUUUACUUGUUUUUAUGUUAGUCGCUAUUUUCGAAAUCGCAGAGUGCAAUAAAGAUAAGAAGAAAAAACAAAAGUGCAGUUAGAAUGAGCAGUGUAUCUAAAAAAUAAGAAAUCAAUAAGAGAAAAAAACAUUGAUUUUUCGGCUCUUCGGAUUUUUGAGGAAAGAAAAAACACAAAUUUACGAUUAACAAUUAUUUAAAAAUGCGGUUCUUAAUCGAAACACAAUAAAUCAGACUGACUGACAAUGGAUUGUCGUAGCGGUUCAGCCUGUAAUUUCGGCCUGAGACUGAUUUCCCAGGACUCGUGUAAAUAAAUUAGAAAAGAAAAUACUCGUUCGAAACCUGCUAAAUCUAAAGAAACAAUCGUUUUAUCUACUUUUAUAUACAUCUCUCUCUCUCUCUUUUUUUUUGCACCCUCUUUUCACGUUUCCUCCGGACUCCAGUCCAAAAUCUUGGAAAAUUCUUCUUUCGUCAAUUCAAUUUGCCUGCUCGCUUCGAGAAAUAUCUGAAAAUAAUUGUUUAUCUUUUAUUCUCGUUUCGUGAUAAUUAAAAAUGCAUUUUCAACCGAA
Messenger RNA from Venturia canescens, 4595 nucleotides. It is a transcript of the gene Cul1, whose product is annotated as cullin 1. The transcript has 13 exons. Lineage: Eukaryota; Metazoa; Arthropoda; Insecta; Hymenoptera; Ichneumonidae. The record is from RefSeq and is a predicted model, not a curated record. Bases 735 to 3086 code for a protein of 783 amino acids. Gene Ontology annotation, biological process: protein ubiquitination; SCF-dependent proteasomal ubiquitin-dependent protein catabolic process. Gene Ontology annotation, cellular component: SCF ubiquitin ligase complex. Gene Ontology annotation, molecular function: ubiquitin protein ligase binding; protein-macromolecule adaptor activity.